Molecule: messenger RNA, 1059 nt
Organism: Kalmanozyma brasiliensis GHG001
Lineage: Eukaryota; Fungi; Basidiomycota; Ustilaginomycetes; Ustilaginales
Exons: 1
Coding region: 1-1059 (352 amino acids)
Source: RefSeq, a predicted model, not a curated record
AUGUCGAAGCGAGCCGCGAUCGCAAAGGCGGCGGGAUUCGAGAGUAACGAGCGUCAGGCUGAGCAUCCUCUGCUCGCCAAAUCUACGGUCGUCAACCUCGCCAAGCACAUCGCAGGCGCCAUUGCAUCUGCGUCGAGCGGCAAGACAGCGAGACCAUCCCGGUCAGGAUGCGCUCAACUGGCGCUGCAGAUUCUCGUCGUUGCGGCAGGCCUUCGACGGGCUGCGCUAGUGGACGCGGUCGGCUUGAAUAUCCAGCAAGCUUCUGCAAUCAGCUUGAAGCUCGCUUCAAUCGGUCAGCAAGCGGGCGCAUCAGAUGGCGAAGACCUAGGUCAGGUGCGGUUGCUCUUCCACGCUCCCACCUCGCAGACGUUCGUCGUGAGUCGACGUAAGAGCCUUUGGACAGACGUAGCUGCCCUGUCAGAUGCCGAUGGCACAGACCAGGACGGCAAGGAUCCAGUGCGGUGGAUCGAUGCUCGCUACACGCCGGCGCACGCCUCGCCGACUUUGUCGAGUCCGGAUUCGCACGUCUCGCGCCUCCUGGCUUCGAUUCGGAAAGCGAUCCUCGAAGACAACGGGCACGACGUGCUGGUUGUCUCGCAGACCCCUGCAAAUCAGGCGUCCGAGAUGGCAAGCGAUGCUCAGCUGGCUGGAGUAGCGCUCGCUGGCUUCCUGCUAGAGUACGGUGCGGUCUACUGCAUCCACGAUUCAGCCUCUCUAGGCAUCGCUUCGCAGAGCGAGUACGACGUCCGGUCGCUCCACGCUCUUCUGGAAGCUCCGACCGAGCCUGCCUUCCUCGCCUCACCACCAAACUGCCUUGGAUCUCAACCACUUGCCCUCUUCAAGGUCUCUUGGUCCGACGAAGCAGGCUCAAGCUUCGAAUUGCUCUCGUUCUCGAUCCCUCAAUGCCUCAUCACAGAGGAUGACAUCGAACAACGACGCGCAUCUUUGCUCAGCGUCUUUCAAGAUCGAGGCGAAAUCGUCAGCCCGAAGAGUAUCUUUGCACGAGGCAGCAUGACUGUCAGGGUGUCUUGUGUCACAUUGAACCAGGUUGCGCUCUAG